Theileria equi strain WA is the source of this 3234-nucleotide messenger RNA. Its product is annotated as ATP-dependent DNA helicase, RecQ family member protein. The record is from RefSeq and is a predicted model, not a curated record. Lineage: Eukaryota; Apicomplexa; Aconoidasida; Piroplasmida; Theileriidae. Gene Ontology annotation, molecular function: ATP binding; four-way junction helicase activity; 3'-5' DNA helicase activity. Bases 1 to 3234 code for a protein of 1077 amino acids. The transcript has a single exon. Gene Ontology annotation, cellular component: cytoplasm; chromosome; nucleus. Gene Ontology annotation, biological process: DNA replication; double-strand break repair via homologous recombination.
AUGACUAUGGAUGAUACAAAUGUGGCGGAUACAGCUAUAUGUGUUAAGAAAAAACGAAAAUACACCCGGAAAAAUCUCAAAAACAAGGAAGAAGAACCUACUAUUUCACGAAUCAUACAUAAUUCUGAAAUAAAUGGAGAGUCUAUAGAAAAUUUACGUAAAAAGAUCGAUGAUCUCGAAUCUUUUGGGUUUUCUCCCAUAAGGUGUGCAAAAACUGAAGUUAUACCAACUUCUAAUCUAAGCGAUCCAACUCCACGCUCCGAUACACUCUCAACAUUUACUUCAUGUUCUUCCAAGUUAAUUAACACACAAAACUCGAAAUCUGAUAUUUCACUUGAAGAGUUGAUCGCCAAUGAUAGACUGGCAUCUGUAAAGAAUAGGGAUAAAAGGGUAAAAAAAGAUAAAAUACGUAAGGAAACAAGGAAGAAAACAAACAAGACAAAUGAUGGGAAGUGUAAAGAAAAGAAGGACUCAAGUAUUAUAGGUGAAGCUGUAAGUUUUUUUGCUCUAAAAAAAACGAUAUCCCUAAUAAAUUCCAUUGCAUUAUAUUUAUCUGAAGGAAAAGGUUCAAGUUUAAAGGAGAUACUAGAUAUCCAUAGUGAUGUUCAAACUUGCAUAAAUAAUGCUGUAAAUUCGAAUUUUCCAGGCGAAGAUUUGAAACCCUACCAACUACUCAUAUCUGACUCUAUUAAAUUAGAUAAAUCCGGUGAUAGAACACUAUUUGAAAGUAAUAUUAGUUCUAUAACAACUUGUGAUAAUGAAACAUCUAUCUCUGUAUCAUUAUCAGAGGAUACUAAUGACAUCUUGCAACCCGGGAAGAUUGUUAAUAUACCUUCCGAAAUAUCGAGUUCUAAUUGCAAUGAAAAAUUUCAAAUAACUACGUCAAUGCUCUCUAUUAACACUAAUGAAGAGUUUACGAAUGAUUUGGGAUCGAAUAGGAACGAAAAGUACCGGGAGAACGAAGAUCUCACGUUAGAAGAGGAUUUGUUUGCUAAUGAUGAACUAGAAAUCUCUGGUGUUUUGCAAUUAAAUGACACUUUAAGCUCUGCAAGACAAGAAUAUAUGAAUCUAAUUAAUUCUAAUAAAAUAUCAGGUGUUGAUCUUUGUGUACCAAGAGAAAUAUUGGAAUCGGAAGACUCAUAUUUGUUUGAAAGAAAUUUUCAUUUUAGUGACAAGUUAGAUAGAUUGAACGAAACCGUUUUCGGAUAUAAGGGAUUUAGAGGGGUACAACUUGCUGCCAUAAAUGCCAUAAUGCUCGGUCGUGAUUGUUUUGUGAUGAUGGCUACUGGAGGAGGUAAAAGCCAUUGCUAUCAACUUCCCUCUCUACUUUUAAAUGGUUUGGUAGUUGUUUUUUCUCCUUUAAUUUCACUUAUGGAAGAUCAAAUACAUAUAAUAAAAUCAUACGGAAUACAAGCUGAAACAUUAAAUGCUAAAUCAACUGCACAAGAUCUGCGUCAUUUAUCUAAACGUCUUCUAGAUAAAAAUGAAACUUUUGAACACGGUUGUAUAUUAUUUAUAACUCCUGAGAAAUUUGAUAAAUCCACAUCUGUUAUGAAAUUAUUGCAAAAUGUGGAUAAUGCGGAUCGUCUAAAGCUCUUUGUGAUCGAUGAAGCACAUUGUGUAUCUCAAUGGGGAUUGUCAUUUAGAAAGGAUUAUCGCAAACUGGGUAAUUUGAAAGGCUCUUUUCCAAAUGUUCCAAUUUUAGCUCUAACUGCCACAGCAACACCUGAUGUUAUGGUUGAUAUCACUAACGUGUUAUCUCUAAAAAAUCAUGUAACAGUACGAACUACAAUAAAUCGUCCAAAUCUAUGGAUAGAAGUCAGAGAAAAAACUAAGAAUACCACAAAGGAGAUAAUAGACAUUCUAACUAAAACAACUGGGUGUGGUAUUAUAUAUUGUCUUACAACAUCUGAUUGUGACAAAAUGGCUCAAAAGCUGUCAGAAUCAAAUAUUUCCGUUGCCGCAUAUCACGCAAAACUUGAUAUAUCAGAACGUAGUUUGGCACAAAAACAAUGGAAAAUGGGUUUAGUCAGAGUUAUGAUAGCAACAAUCGCAUUUGGAAUGGGUAUAGACAAACCUGAUGUCAGAUUUGUCUUUCACAGUUCAGCACCAACAUCAAUACUAGGUUAUUAUCAAGAGAUAGGAAGGGCCGGAAGAGAUGGAAAAUUCUCAACCACAAUCCUAUGGUAUAACCUUAGAGAUUUUGAAAGACACAAGAAUCUUUCUAACAAAAUAAAAUCUCAGAUUUCACAUAAAGCAGUUUCUGGAAUAGAGCUUUCUUCACAUCCAACACUAUAUAAUAUGAGAGAAUUUUGUCAAAACCGUACUACAUGCAGACGAAUACUACUACUACGUGCCUUUGGAGAAAUAGUUCAAGAUGAAGAUAAAAAAUGUUCUGGAUGUGAUAAUUGUUGCUUACAAGUAUCUAGCUAUAUACUUGAUGUUACAAAUGAGGCUUUGAUUAUUUUAAGAUUUGUAAAUUAUUGUAUGAAAUACAGAAGUAAAGGGAUUUUAACACCUAAUAUUUUGUGUGAUGCCUUACGAGGUUCGAAUAGAUUACUAGUCGUAAAAUAUAGAUUAAAUGAAAAUCCAUACCACGGAAAGUUAAAUAGCUUGGAUUCAAAGGUGAUAUUUCAAAUAAUACAGGAAAUGGUAAAUCUUAGGAUAUUGAAAGAAUGUAGACGAAGUUCUAAAAAUUUUGGGCGAACAGUGAUAAUUGAAGGUCUAAAUUCUACAAAACUUUUUACCCAUAAAUUAAACGUAAAAAUAUUAUGUUAUUACGAAAACAAUUCAACCACAAUUCAAGAGAAUCAAAAUCCUAGUAAAUAUGAUCAAUUGAUAGAUGAACAUGCAUUUGAUUAUGAAAAUCCACAAAGCAUUAAUGGGCCAACGUUGGACCUAUUCGGUGAACAUCCAAAUCAAUACAAAUAUGGAAGAGAUGAAUCAUCAGAAUUCACAGUAGUAACUUUUUCUGAUCAAUUAUCAAAAUUUUAUACUCAAAACGAUCCGAUCACUCCGGAAAUCGAUGGAAACUCAAAUGAUUUUGACAUAUCAAAUUACAGCUUGAACAAUAACGGUAGUAUGCAUACAACAGAAGAAAAUCCAUAUAAAUUUGAAUAUAAACAAAUUAAAUAUGAACCUAUUAAGGAAGAGAGUACAUUUAGUCAAGUUGAUAUAAAAACAGCUAAAAUGAACAACAUUAGAAGGAAAAUUCCUUCAGACCUAAUAUCCUAA